AUGGUGGCUCGGAGUCCUUUGUUCGAAGAACUGGCAGCAAUCGCUCGGCAGCGCAUUAUGCUCAUCGACGGUGCUAUGGGUACAAUGAUUCAACGUGAGCACAUGGAAGAGCAUGAUUUCCGCGGAGAGAUCCUCAAAGAUCAUGGAAAGCCGCUAAAGGGAAAUAACGACCUGCUUUCAAUCACGCGCCCCGAUAUUAUCUAUAAGAUUCACAAACUCUAUUUGGAAGCUGGUGCGGAUUUUAUUGAAACAAAUACUUUUUCGGGAACAACUAUUGCGCAAGCGGAUUACGCAUGUGAACAUUUAGUUCAUGAUAUCAACUAUCAAUCGGCUCAAGUUGCUCGAAGAGCUUGCGAUGAUGUUACGAAAGAAACCGGUAGACGUCGCUAUGUCUGCGGAGCUAUCGGCCCUACCAACAGAACACUUUCGAUUUCGCCUUCCGUUGAGAAACCCGACUUCCGCAACAUUACUUUCCAAGAACUAGUAAAAGCUUAUAAAGAUCAAGCGCGAUCACUUUUGGAAGGGGGAGCUGACGUUCUUCUUGUGGAGACUGUUUUCGAUUCGGCUAAUGCCAAAGCGGCUCUUUUCGCGAUUCGAACUCUUUUCGAAGAUGAAGAAAUGAUGGAAGUCCCUGUGUUCCUCUCUGGAACGAUUGUCGAUAUGUCAGGAAGAACGCUUUCCGGACAAACGGGCGAAGCGUUCCUGGUCUCGACACGACAAGGAAAGCCAAUGGCUGUUGGUUUGAAUUGUGCUCUUGGAGCAAAAGACAUGCGUCAGUUCAUUGAAAAUAUGUCGAAUUGGACUGACACUUUGGUAAUUUGUUAUCCGAAUGCUGGUUUGCCGAAUGCUCUUGGAGGUUAUGACGAAACUCCUGAAGAUAUGGCUAUGGUUUUGCGAGAAUUUGCACAAGAUGGUCUUGUGAACAUUAUUGGAGGAUGUUGUGGAACAACUCCAGACCAUAUUAAGGCAAUUUAUGAUGUUGUGCAGGAUAUAUCACCAAGACUUCCACAUCCUGAUCCACACGAAGGGAAAAUGCUCCUUUCUGGAUUAGAGCCAAGUAUUGUUGGUCCAGAAACUAAUUUUGUCAAUAUUGGAGAAAGAUGUAACGUUGCUGGCUCCCGUCGUUUUUGCAAUUUGAUCAAAAACGAAAAUUACGAUGAAGCUAUCAAUGUUGCUCGAGUUCAAGUUGAAAAUGGUGCCCAAAUUCUUGAUGUAAAUGUCGAUGACGGUCUCCUUGAUGGUCCGUAUGCCAUGUCGAAGUUCCUGAGGUUGAUCUCAUCUGAGCCCGAUGUUGCAAAGAUUCCGGUCUGCAUUGAUUCAUCCGACUUUGAUGUUAUCCUUGCCGGCCUCGAAUCGACCCAAGGAAAGUGUGUGGUUAAUUCGAUUUCAUUGAAAGAAGGAGAAGAAAAGUUCAGAGAAAAAGCAAAAAUUAUUAAACGAUAUGGUGCUGCAGUUGUCGUCAUGGCUUUCGAUGAAGAAGGCCAAGCCGCUGAAACUGAGCGAAAGUUUGAAAUUUGCGAAAGAAGUUACCGAAUUUUGACUGAAGAAAUCGGAUUCAAUCCGAAUGACAUUAUCUUUGAUCCAAAUAUUUUGACAAUUGCCACUGGAAUGGAAGAACAUGCCAAUUAUGGAAUGUAUUUCAUUGAAGCAACUAGAAUGAUUCGGGAAAAUCUACCAGGAGCUCACGUCUCUGGAGGAGUUUCAAAUAUUUCGUUCUCAUUCCGUGGCAUGGAAGCAAUUCGUGAAGCAAUGCAUUCUGUGUUCCUCUUCUAUGCGAUCAAAGCUGGAAUGGAUAUGGGAAUUGUGAAUGCUGGAGCACUUCCUGUGUAUGAGGAUAUCGACAAGAAUUUGCUUAAACUUUUGGAAGAUUUGCUGUUCAAUCGAGAUCCGGAUGCGACUGAGAAACUGUUGGUAGCAGCACAAGAAAUGAAGAAAGACGGUAAAAAGAGUGACACGAAGACUGAUGAAUGGAGGAGUACAUCAGUCGAAGAACGACUCAAAUAUGCCCUUGUUAAGGGAGUUGACACAUAUGUUGUUGAAGAUACUGAAGAAGCUAGAUUGAAUACGGAGAAGUAUCCGCGACCAUUGAAUGUUAUCGAAAGACCGUUGAUGGACGGAAUGGCUGUUGUCGGAGAGCUAUUCGGAUCCGGAAAAAUGUUCCUUCCGCAAGUUAUCAAAUCUGCGAGAGUUAUGAAAAAAGCUGUCGCACAUUUGUUGCCAUUUAUGGACAAAGAAAGAGAGGAGAAUAUUGCCAAAUUGCGUCUUCAAGGAGAUGAAAGUCCAUAUCAAGGAACAUUUGUGAUUGCCACUGUUAAAGGAGAUGUGCACGACAUCGGCAAGAACAUUGUCGCGGUUGUGAUGGGCUGCAACAACUUCAAGGUCAUUGACUUGGGUGUGAUGACACCAUGCGAGACGAUUAUCAAAGCAGCGAUUGAGGAGAAGGCAGAUUUCGUUGGUCUGUCUGGUUUGAUUACUCCAAGUUUGGAUGAAAUGGUGCACGUCGCGAAGGAAAUGAACAGACACGGAUUAAACAUUCCGCUUUUGAUUGGUGGAGCGACGACUUCAAAGACGCAUACGGCGGUCAAAAUCGCUCCUAGAUAUCCGCAUCCUGUCAUUCAUUGCCUUGAUGCUUCAAAAUCAGUCGUCGUUUGUUCGUCGCUUUGCGAUGAAACUGUUCGAGAAGCCUUCUUGCAAGAUAUUGCCGAGGAAUAUGAAGAAGUUCGGCAAGAGCACUACGAAUCUCUCAAAGAUCGCCGAUUUACUGAUAUCAAAAAGAGCAGAGAGAAGAAAUUCAAAAUCGAUUGGCUGAAAAAUCCACCAGUUAAACCGUCAUUCAUUGGCCGAAACGAAUUCAACGAUGUCGAUCUGAAUGAAAUGAUACCUUAUAUCGAUUGGAAACCAUUUUUUGAUGUUUGGCAAUUACGCGGAAAAUACCCGAAUCGUAGUUACCCGAAAAUUUUCCUUGACGCCGAUGUUGGAGCUGAAGCGAAAAAAGUAUUCGAUGACGCUCAUGUUUGGCUCAAAAAAUUGAUUGACGAGAAAAUUCUGAAAGCGAACGCAGUUGUUUCAUUCUUGGAUGCUGGUUCAGAAGGAGACGAUAUUCAUGUGUUUGACGAGUCUGGUGUCAAGAUUGGUACAUUCUAUGGAUUGAGACAACAGUCGGGAAGAGAACAUGACCAGCCCCAUUUCUGAAGGCCAACCGAUUAUUUGGGAUUGUUUGCGUGUACCGCCGGAUUGGGUGCUGAAGAAUAUUGCAAGGAGGUUGAAAAAGAUCAUGACGAUUAUGCAUCAAUUAUGGUCAAGGCACUUGCUGAUCGCCUCGCUGAGGCUUAUGCCGAAUAUUUGCACAGAGAAGUUCGAACGAAACUUUGGGGAUAUUCAAAGGAUGAGCAAUUGACCGAAUCGGAUUUGCUUUCGAUUAAAUAUGAUGGAAUUCGACCAGCUUGUGGUUAUCCAUCUCAGCCAGACCACACUGAGAAGCGAAUGUUGUGGAAAAUUCUCGACGCUGCUAGUACUGGAAUUCAGCUCACUGAGCAUCUUGCGAUGCUUCCUGCUGCUUCCGUUUCUGGAUUGUAUUUUGCUAAUCCACAAAGUCAAUACUUCGCCGUUGGAAAAAUCGACCAAGAUCAAGUGAUUGACUACGCCGCACGCAAAGGUGUUUCUAAGGAAGAAGUUGAGCGAUGGCUGUCGCCAAUUCUUGGAUAUGAUCCAGAGUAA
Caenorhabditis bovis is the source of this 3717-nucleotide messenger RNA. The record is from the annotation of a GenBank genome assembly. Lineage: Eukaryota; Metazoa; Nematoda; Chromadorea; Rhabditida; Rhabditidae.